AUGGCCACCACACCAGAGUCUCUUCACGCCACCAUCGCCACGCCAGAGCAUCCUCACGUCACCGCCACCACGGCAGAGCCGCCUCAUGUCACCGCCGCCAAGCCAGAGCCUCUUCACAUUACCGUCACCACGCCAGAGCCUCUUAACGUCACUGCCCCCAUCUCAGAGCCUCCUCAUGUCACCGCCACCAUGCCAGAGCAUCCUCACAUCACCGCAGCCAUGCCAGAGUCUCUUCACGUCACUGCCGCCCUGCCAGAGCAUUCUCACGUCACCGCCUCCACGGCAGAGCGUUCUCAAGUCACCGCCACCAAGCCAGAGCGUCCUCACGUCACCACCGCCACACCAGAGCCUCCUCACAUCACCAUCGCCAUGCCAGAGCCUCUUCACGUCACCGCCCCCAUCCCAGAGCGUUCUCACGUCACCGUCACCACACCAGAGCCUCUCCACGUCACCGCCCCAUCCCAGAGCGUUCUCACAUCACCGUCACCACACCAGAGCCUCUUCACGUCACCGCCCCAUCUCAGAGCCUCCUUACAGCAUCCUCACGUCACCGCUGCCACACCAGAGCAUCCUCAUGUCACCGCCACCAUGCCAGAGCAUCCUCACAUCACCGCAGCCAUGCCAGAGUCUCUUCACGUCACUGCCGCCCUGCCAGAGCAUUCUCACGUCACCGCCUCCACGGCAGAGCGUUCUCAAGUCACCGCCACCAAGCCAGAGCGUCCUCACGUCACCACCGCCACACCAGAGCCUCCUCACAUCACCAUCACCAUGCCAGAGCCUCUUCACUUCACCGCCCCCAUCCCAGAGCGUUCUCACGUCACCGUCACCACACCAGAGCCUCUCCACGUCACCGGCCCCAUCCCAGAGCGUUCUCACAUCACCGUCACCACACCAGAGCCUCUUCACAUCACCGCCCCAUCUCAGAGCCUCCUUACGUCACCGCCACCACACCAGAGCCUCCUCAUGUCACUGCUGCCCUGCCAGAGCAUCCUCACGUCACCGCUGCCACACCAGAGCAUCCUCAUGUCACUGCCGCCACGCCAGAGCAUCCUCACAUUACUGCCGCCACACCAGAGCCUCUUCACAUCACCACCACCACACCAGAGCCUCCUCAUGUCACCACCGCCACACCAGAGCUUCUUCACAUCACCACUGCCACACCAGAGCCUACUCAUGUCACCACCACCACCACCACGCCAGAGCCUCUUCACGUCACUGCCGCUAUGCCAGAGCAUCCUCACGUCACCACCACCACGCCAGAGCCUCUUUAAAUCACCGCUGCCACACCAGAGCCUCCUCACAUCACCACUGCCACACCAGAGCCUACUCAUGUCACCACCACCACCACCACGCCAGAGCCUCUUCACGUCACUGCCACCACGGCAGAACAUCCUCACAUUACUGCCGCCACACCAGAGCCUCUUCACAUCACCACCACCACACCAGAGCCUCCUCAUGUCACCACCGCCACACCAGAGCUUCUUCACAUCACCACUGCCACACCAGAGCCUACUCAUGUCACCACCACCACCACCACGCCAGAGCCUCUUCACGUCACUGCCGCUAUGCCAGAGCAUCCUCACGUCACCGCCACCACGCCAGAGCCUCUUUAAAUCACCGCUGCCACACCAGAGCCUCCUCACAUCACCACUGCCACACCAGAGCCUACUCAUGUCACCACCACCACCACCACCACCACCACGCCAGAGCCUCUUCACGUCACUGCCGCUAUGCCAGAGCAUCCUCACGUCACCGCCACCACGCCAGAGCCUCUUUAAAUCACCGCUGCCACACCAGAGCCUCCUCACAUCACCACUGCCACACCAGAGCCUACUCAUGUCACCACCACCACCACCACGCCAGAGCCUCUUCACGUCACUGCCGCUAUGCCAGAGUAUCCUCACGUCACCGCCGCCACACCAGAGCCUCUUCACAUCACCGCCACACCAGAGCCUCUUCACAUCACCGCCACACCAGAGCCUCUUCAUGUCACGGCUACCACGCCAGAGCCUCCUCACGUCACCGCACCACGCCAGAGCCUCUUUAAAUCACCGCUGCCACACCAGAGCCUCCUCAUAUCACGGCUACCACGCCAGAGCCUCCUCACGUCACCGCCACCACACCAGAACCUCCUCACGUCACCGCCACCACGCCAGAGCCAGAGGGGGUAUCAUUCUAACAGCCAGAGCCAGAGGCCAGUCCCAUGCCUCCCAGUGGAUGGCUCAUUGCAACAGUCUAUUAAAUACUCUAAUGACUUUGACGUAG
Megalobrama amblycephala (Wuchang bream) is the source of this 2265-nucleotide messenger RNA. Its product is annotated as extensin-like. The coding region runs from base 1 to 2265 and encodes 754 amino acids. The transcript is spliced from 2 exons. The record is from RefSeq and is a predicted model, not a curated record. Lineage: Eukaryota; Metazoa; Chordata; Actinopteri; Cypriniformes; Xenocyprididae.